Dibothriocephalus latus is the source of this 1376-nucleotide messenger RNA. The record is from the annotation of a GenBank genome assembly. NCBI's taxonomy places the organism in Eukaryota, Metazoa, Platyhelminthes, Cestoda, Diphyllobothriidea, Diphyllobothriidae.
AUGCACCCUGGUGCGGACAUUGUAAGUCAAUGGCCCCAGAAUAUGCGAAAGCCGCAACUAUGCUUGCAAACGAAAAGUCACCAGUAAAAUUGGCCAAAGUCGAUGCGACCGUGGAGACCAAGCUGGCUGAGGAAUACCAGAUUCGUGGCUACCCUACCUUAAACUUCUUCGUGAAGGGUAAAAGCAUUGAAUACAACGGAGGACGUACUGCUGAAGCCAUCGUGGAAUGGGUGAAGAAGAAGACCGGACAGGCCAUCACUGAAGUCAAAACCGUCGAGGCCUUCGAUGAGCUCACUCAGAAGAAUAAAUUCGUUGUUCUCGUCCUUUCCAAGGACACUUCCUCGAAAGAAUACAAGGCCGUCGAAGAAGUUGCGAUGGGACAGGAUGUUCCGUUUGUUCUCUGCACUGACCCAAAAAUGGAGGAGAAACACAAGCUGACCUCGGGCACAAAAGUCGUCCUAAUCAGAAAGUUUGAUGAACCUUCUGUCGAAUACGAAGGAGAAUUUGUUGCUGCCGACCUGACCGAUUUUGUCCAGAGUCACAUGAUCCCGCUGGUUGUCGAGUUUGACGAGGAGACUGCGGCUCAAAUAUUCGGAAGCAAGAUUAAGUGGCACGUCAUGGUGUUCAUGGCCAAGAGCCAAGACCACUACGAACCAUACAGAAAGAUCUUGAGAGAAGUUGCCACUGAAUUCAGAAACAAGGCACAUGCUGUGAUUAUCGAUAUCGACGUGGAGAAUCAUGAAAGAAUUCUUGAGUUCUUUGGAAUAUCCAAAAAAGACUGCCCAACUUACCGUGUGGUUGAACUUGAGGAUGCCGUUAGGAAAUUCAAACCUGAAGCCAUUGAGUUCAAUGUUGAAGCUCUUCGGACCUUUGUUGGUGGUGUACUGGGUGGUUCAAUCAAACCAUACUUGCAGUCGGCCGAGCUUCCUGACGACUGGGAUAAGGAGCCUGUCAAGGUUUUGGUUGGCAAAAACUUCGACGAAGUUGCCAAAGACAAGUCCAAGACGGUGUUCGUUAUGUUCUGUAAGUGUAUACCAGUUAUGUUCACAUUGCCUAUUCUUUCACUUCGGUCUGAUGUAUUAAGGGAAUUCAUCUUUAUUUAUCAUGCCCCAUGGUGCGGACAUUGCAAACAGCUCCACCCUAUUUGGGAACAGCUUGGUGAACAUUACAAAGAUCAUCCCGAAAUCGUUAUCGCUAAGAUUGAUUCCACUGCUAACGAACUGGAGGAUAUCAAAAUAACUGGUUUCCCUACACUGAAGCUCUUCCCUAAAGAUGGAGACAAAGUGAGUUUAUUGCGCUUACGUGCACAGUCGUUGAUUGCUAUAGCUUUUUUUCUUUCCGCAAACCUGAGGUUGCUAAGUAGAGGAAAAUACUAA